AUGAGCGCCGGGUCUCUGAACACUGUCCUUGACACGUUCGAGACAUAUGGCUCUGGUUGGUACCUAUUUGGUGACUCGUCAAUAUUGUCUCCACCACUUCACCGAAAGACUCAGAAAGUACCCUGGAUCACACGUCUGCUUGGUUAUCGACACACACAAGAGCUGGGUUCUUUGGCGACAUCUUUCACAGGACCAGGAAAUCAGGCUGUUGUUUACCGCAGUGCCUCUCAUGAACCCGAUCUUUACGGACCUGACUUUCACUUCGAAGAGUAUCUCCCAGCGAAUGGUGUACUAUCCGCUGCUUUUGUGCACUUCCUCACCAAAACCUUUCUCGUCCUCCUAUCCAUUCCUUUCAUCCGUUGGCUGAUGAGAAGAUUCGCAUCGGGCAUGGACUCGGCUCCUGACAUAAAACAGCUGCGGGUUGUGGAGCGGGCAGAGUUCCGUGCUGUUGGAAGCGAGAGUGGAGGGGCCAAACCUACAGUUUGGGCAUCCUUUGCACGGGAAGGGGCACUGUAUGAGCUCACUGCGCUUGUCACCUGUGUCGGAGCGAGGGUACUGCUUGAUCACAAGAUAAAUGCCGACAAGGUGGGAAAGGACGCUCAUGGACAUGGGGGAGUGGUCACACCAUCAUUUUUGGGGAUGGAAUAUGUGGAUGGAUUGAAAGAUGCUGGAAUUAAGAUUGAAGUUGGGUUGUUGUAA
Molecule: messenger RNA, 699 nt
Organism: Penicillium crustosum
Lineage: Eukaryota; Fungi; Ascomycota; Eurotiomycetes; Eurotiales; Aspergillaceae
Exons: 1
Coding region: 1-699 (232 amino acids)
Source: RefSeq, a predicted model, not a curated record